Molecule: messenger RNA, 1067 nt
Organism: Bemisia tabaci
Lineage: Eukaryota; Metazoa; Arthropoda; Insecta; Hemiptera; Aleyrodidae
Source: RefSeq, a predicted model, not a curated record
AAUCACGAGCCUCCAACUGGGAGGAAUCUAAACAGAGCCACUCCAACUAUAAAAGGCGGUUCCAGUGCACUCGUUUGUACGUUGUGAUGAGUCGGUUUGAGUAGAACAUACUUGGUGGACAGUGUGGUGUGGCGUACAGUGUAGUGGAGAUGUGGAAUUAAGAAUGUGGCAAACAAGGGAGGUAAAGGAGUAAAUAUAACGAUCAACAACGGCAAGAAAGGUAAAAACUAUGUUCUACAUGUGAAAUGUUUUAAAUGUCGGCCGAAUUGAUUAAAGAGUCAAAAUCUCAUAUAUGUUGCAAUUUCCCGAAGUCAGCAAAUUCUAGAAAUGUCUCUUUCGCAGAAUUGUCAUGAGGGCAAAUAUGUAUGAAGGGGAGAAGCAACAUAGCGGAAUUCGCCCAUAUUUCAAUACCAUACCAGAUGAUUGAGAGGAUAGCAUGUAUGAUCAGUUUCCGUUUGAGGAAGGUCGGUCUAUCUACGUUGGGCAUAAUUGAUUUAAAAUGGUUUACGGUAUGGUUGGAGGAGAUCGGAGAGAUUCGAAGUUUAAAAGAAAAUCUGAAUGUGUGGGCCGAAAGAGCUUUUACGAAUUUAAAUUAAUUAAUUUAAGAAAAAACUUUGGAUUUUUAAGAACGUGACUUGAAGUUGAUGGGAUUACGCCGCACCACAGUAUGGUCAAAGGAAAUCGUUGGCAGAACCUGAUAGGUAAUGGGAAAAGAAAGUAUGUUCUGGAGAAAACGCUGGAUGCGAUGGAUUUUUGUUGUGCGGAUGCAACUCAAUCAAAAAAAGUUUCUGGAAUUUCAAUCUGAGGCGACUCUCCCGAGGCCUCGAAUCAGCUGCCCGCUUUAGAAUAUCAAGAGCAACAUCAGGUGGAAUGGUGUUUUGUAAACGUCAUUUGGGUUCUUUACACGUUCGCCAGCCAGGCCUAGAGAAACGAUGAAAAUUUGCGACAUGCCAGAAGAAUUGGUUUUUUUAAUUUAUUAGAGAAUUACACCUACAAGAAGUAUUAAGUAAUUUACACUUUAAAAUUAGACUUAAGCUAGACAAUAUUACUAAUAACUGGUGAGUUGA